Molecule: messenger RNA, 872 nt
Organism: Microdochium trichocladiopsis
Lineage: Eukaryota; Fungi; Ascomycota; Sordariomycetes; Xylariales; Microdochiaceae
Product: RTA1 like protein-domain-containing protein
Exons: 3
Coding region: 81-872 (263 amino acids)
Cellular component (GO): membrane
Source: RefSeq, a predicted model, not a curated record
CACCAGUCCAACAACCCCCCGAUACAACUCAACGGUUCGCAGUGGUUCCCGAGCUCCCUGAUACUUCCACCUGAUUCACAAUGGCCAACCAGACCGACACGCCAAAGGGCCUGGCUCCUUUCGAUCUCUACCCCUACAAUCCUGCUCAAGCUCCCGCUUUCGCCUUCAUGGCUCUCUUUGGCAUCGUCGGCAUCAUGCAUAUCGCGGUCCUGAUCCCGUAUCGCUCCUGGUUCCCGAUCCCCCUGAUCAUUGGCUGCGGCAUGGAGACGGCAGCAUACUACUUCCGCACCGAAUCCCACGACGACGUCCGCAAGACCCUGCCGUUCCUCCUGCAGAACCUCCUGCUCCUCGCCGCACCGCCGCGCCGCAAGCAUAUAUAUCUGUUCAUCCUCGUCGACACGGUGUGCUUCGUGAUACAGGUCGCCGGAGCGAUCAUGUCCGGCAGCGAGCAGGCGGACGAGGCACAGCGGGGGCGGAUGCUCAUCAUCGUCGGUCUGGUCCUGCAGAUCGUCGCCUUUGGACUGUUCGCUGCCUGGACGGCUGUCUUCCACAGGCGUAUGGCGUCGGCGACUGACACUGGUGCUGGCCAGCCGGGGAUCAGGCAUUGGCAGCGCUAUGUCUAUGGCCUGUACGCAAUCAGCCUGCUGUUCGUGGUGCGAAACACUACGCGGCUCAUCGAGUACAACGAGGGCCCUGGUGGCGAGAUGCUGAGCAGUGAGGUGUAUCUGUACGCCCUGGAGGGUACUACAAUGUUGCUCAUCGUGGCUGUCUUUGUUGCCGUGCACCCUGGUAGGCUGAGGAUGCAUGCCCGCGGGUUUGGCAGGAAACAAGAUGUAGAUGAGACGGUCGAGCUUAGAAGAGUUACGCUGUAA